Messenger RNA from Dracunculus medinensis (Guinea worm), 333 nucleotides. NCBI's taxonomy places the organism in Eukaryota, Metazoa, Nematoda, Chromadorea, Rhabditida, Dracunculidae. The record is from the annotation of a GenBank genome assembly.
AUGCGAAUUCAACAAAUUUCAGAUAGUUUAAAUGAUAACUUAUCUGUUUUACCGCAAAAUUUGUUUGUUGGUAGCUCAACAUUUGAUCUUCAUCUUGGUACAAAAUGCGUCGGUGGCAAAAUCUAUGAAAUUCGUGAUCUUGCGGAUAUGGGGCAGUGCACGAGUGUCUGCCUUGAAUUUUUAAGUCAAGGAAAGACCUGUUUUGCUAUAAAUUUUUUCCGGCUUAUCUCGCCUCAGGGAGUGGAGUUCAUGUGCGAACUCCUGGGAACUUUAGUUGGAGUGGAACCAGCUGACGGGGCAGCAUGUUAUAUAUUACGAUAUGAUUAUUAUUGA